This is a messenger RNA of Dendronephthya gigantea, 1455 nucleotides long. RefSeq names its product L-tryptophan decarboxylase-like. The transcript has 2 exons. Gene Ontology annotation, cellular component: mitochondrion. Gene Ontology annotation, biological process: phosphatidylethanolamine biosynthetic process. Bases 1 to 1230 code for a protein of 409 amino acids. The record is from RefSeq and is a predicted model, not a curated record. NCBI's taxonomy places the organism in Eukaryota, Metazoa, Cnidaria, Anthozoa, Malacalcyonacea, Nephtheidae. Gene Ontology annotation, molecular function: phosphatidylserine decarboxylase activity.
AUGUCGAAAACAUAUAUGCUCGGAAACUGGCUUGGGGCCGACCUCAAAACAAUCUACAAGUAUAUCAAGCAGAUGCGCAGAGCAGACCAACUAACUCGUCCCUCGCUGUUGGCCUUGCAAGAUCUGAUCGAAACUGACCCAGAAGUCAACAUGCUUUUUUCAACCAUGUUUACUUACGAGUUCCCCGACCCAGACAUCCCAGAGAGCCCCAUCUCAGACUACAUGGAUAUGUUACUGAAGAUGCAGAAUGUCAUGAGUGGAGCCCCUGUAUAUAACAGCGUGCUUGGCAGUGCCCCUCUUAACAGCCUCCUCGUCUACGUGAUGGCCACCCCUCCUGGAACCAUGGCUUUCAUCAAUGAUAAAGUCAACAAGUGCUUCAGAUUUAUUCUAAGGGAUUGGGCGCAGUACCUGAGCAACGAAGAUUCGAAACUAGUUUUGAAUUCUACGGAUGGAUGGUUGUGCCCCGAGUCAUUGGCAACAAUGCCUGGUUUUCUCGACACGUACCAAGUCGAUAUGAGUGAUCCUGUGUACUAUGGUUUCAAGUCAUGGAAUGAUUUCUUUGCCAGAAAACUGAGAACCGACGUGGACGUACGCCCAAUCGCUGAUCCCAAUAAUCCAUUUGUGAUUUGUUCCCCCUGCGAAGCCUGUCCGUAUUUUAUCGAGAGACAGCCGAAGCACCGCGAUGAAUUUUGGAUCAAGGCCCAACCGUACAGCUUGCAACAUCUGCUGGAUGACGACGCUUUGACUGAAAAGUACGUGGGUGGUACCGUGUACCAGGCCUUUCUCAGCUCUGCCAACUACCAUCGCUGGCAUGCACCGGUUGAUGGUACAAUAACCAAGGCAUACAUCAAGGAAGGCGCCUACUACGCAGAAGCUCUCUCAAUGGGUUAUGAUCCAACAGCUAAUACCUAUUCCCAACGCUACCUCAGUCACGUUAAUACCCGAGCCAUGAUCCACAUCGACACAGGCCACUCGGCAAUUGGUACGGUGAUCUUCAUCGCUGUGGGAAUGGCUGAGAUCUCGAGCUGUCCUAUUGAUGUCUACUAUGGGCAGAAGGUGAAGAAAGGCGACCCCCUGGGUACCUUCAUGUUCGGUGGGUCAACAUACUGCAUGUUAUUCCAAAGCGACGUGAAUUUGAGCUUUGUUGCCGAGAGUAUUCCGGAAGAAGAUUGGCCAAAUAGUUUGCAACUGGUGAAAAGUCAUCUCGGCACAGUCAGCUUGAGAAGAUGACUUGUUUUAAACGUUGCUGUAACCACAAUCAUGCAUCAUAGACAUAGUAAAGCUAUUGCUUGUAGUAAGACUGAACUUAGAUAUUGACUGGAAGUUGGUUAGUUUGAAUGAACUGCUUAACUGGUUCUUACACAUUUGUGUUUUUUCAUAGAUUUUGCAUGGUUGGGUAUAGAGUUUUUGUGUUUAUAUAUUUAUGAAUUAUGAUACAUAAAAUACUUAGAUGCA